Molecule: messenger RNA, 1774 nt
Organism: Brassica napus (rape)
Lineage: Eukaryota; Viridiplantae; Streptophyta; Magnoliopsida; Brassicales; Brassicaceae
Product: NAC domain-containing protein 5-like
Exons: 2
Coding region: 372-872 (166 amino acids)
Biological process (GO): regulation of DNA-templated transcription
Molecular function (GO): DNA binding
Source: RefSeq, a predicted model, not a curated record
GUCCAUCCAUCAUCUUUCUCAUGUAAAUUACAUCCUUGACCUUCAUCUAUGUUGCGUUGGACCAGAAUGUUCUAAGCAAUGUAGAGUCCGAAAUUAUACUAUUAUAGUAUUAUAUAUGCCGACGGCCCAAACGUUUCCGCCGAAAACCUAUAAUCCAACGAAUCAACGGUCAAGAUGUAGUCGAAUUUUUUUUUCGGCAAAAUAUUCGAAUCUUUUUAUUUGGAUUUUAAUACUUCCACCGUACGUAUUGACACGCAGACCAGACCUUCAUCUUUGUUAAGCAUAAAUAACACAGAACCUCCUUGGCCUUUUCUUCUCUCAUACGAUCUUGCAUUUUCUUCUCUGUCUGAAAGUUUAGCCGCCGUGUCAAAAUGGUGAAUCCGGUGGGACUCAGGUUUCUUCCGACCGAAGAAGAGAUCGUUGACCACUACCUCAGGUUAAAAAAUCACGGUGGUUCCAACACGAGCCAUGUCGAUCAAGUCAUUAGCACAAUUAAUAUCUGUAACUUCGAUCCUUGGGAGUUACCUCGGCAGUCGAGGAUGGAGUCAAAAGAUAAGGUUUGGUAUUUCUUCGGACGCAAGGAGAAGAGAUAUAACAGAGGUGAACGUCAGAUCAGAAAAACCAAGUCUGGUUUUUGGAAGAAAACUGGAGUUACAAUGGAUAUCAAGCGAAAGAGAUCAGGGCAUCGCGAAAAGAUCGGUGAGAAAAGAGUUUUAGUGUUUCACUCGAGCGGAUCCAAAACCAACUGGAUCAUGCACGAGUAUGACGCUGCUUGCUUGUCUCCUACUCAGGUCAUUUUUUCAAUAACUUCUGUGGGGUUUCCUUUUUUAUUUUAUUGUUGCUUUCUUGUAAUAUUCAAUAGUAUAUUCUGAAUUUUGGACCGUAUUUUUGGUUUAAUUACAGAACAUGACAUAUACAAUCUGCAAAGUUCACAAAAAGGGUGAAGCGACAGAGAUUUCUUCUCCUGGUAGUGAUAUUGAUGCGCAUAGUCUCUCUCUAGGCACUCAUAUGAAUAACUCUGGAGGAGAAUCUAGUACUGCAGCAUCUGAGGUGGGGUCUAUCUCAAUCUCAAACUUUAUAAAUGUAAAGUUUUCAAAACCAUAUUUUAUACACACUAAUUUGUCUUCUUCUUCUUUUGACUUUUAAGGAACCAAAGAAUCCACACCAGCUUAGUGGUUUUUUUGAUAAGAAGCAAGAAACGGAGCUCGAAGAAGCAAUUCACGGGGCUUUCGACAAUCUGUCAAGUUAUGAUUGGAAAUACUUGCUUGGUGAUGAUGAGCAGAGUAAGACUGUUUCUAUGCAAAACUCAUUGACCGGUGUCUUCGACUGGGCAUAAAUCUAUCAUCUAUCUCCAACAAGAGUAGCAAAAUGUUGUUAUGUCCCUCGAUCAAGAAGAAAAGAGCUGCUAUAUUUUAAAAUUCACCUGUUUUCAGUAACAUGAUUUUGUACUUUCCAAAUCUGUACACGUACUAUACAUUAUGUCUUGGCUUGUUGUUUUGUAGCGUUAUUGUAUUCCUUAAACAUAUUAAGAAAAUGAUGUUGAAUUUUUUGAUGAGAAGUGAUUCGAGUAGACAAGAUUGUAAUCAUUUUAAAUAUUGAUAACAACUAUCAAAAGUCUCAAAUCCUCUCUGACGUCGCAAUCAGCCUCUCCUCAUGACCUACCGAAUCCCCACAAGACAUUAUACAGUUUUCUACAGAAAAGGAAAAUAAGUCUAGCAUCAAAUCAAAUUACUUUAUUUCAAGAGUCUUUUUAUUAACUCCACAUCAUACUUAU